AGACACCAUCCGUAAGCGAAUUCAUUGAACAACAGGAGAAUAAUAAUACAAGAAAUAAAACACUGCAGGACAUUGGACUUCUUCAACGAUUUCUAUCGUCGAAAAAUGAAUUGCGAAGGAUCGAGGACAUUUCCGUAGAGCAACUUAAUGAAUACCUGAGCGAAUUUAUUAUUUCUGUUCGAAAGAAGGAAGACAAGGGAGAAUAUGAACCAAGUUCCCUUCGUUCUAUGUUCGCCAGCUUCGAGAGGUAUUUGAAGAAAAAGAAUGGGUUUAGUAUCAUGAUGGAUAAGAGUUUUGAACGUGCCCGAAAAGCUUUGCAAUCAAAACAAAAAGAGCUCAAGCAAAAAGGAAAAGGGAACAAACCGAACGCUUCCGUUGCUCUUAGCGAAGAUGAAGUCAAACUGCUUUACGAGAAAGAACUUUUGGGAAUUUCGAGUCGCGAAGCGUUGCUAAACACGGUUUGGUUUAACAAUACUAUUCACUUCGGCCUUCGUGGUUGCAAAGAACACCGAGAUAUGUGCUGGGGCGACGUAAAACCAUGCAAGAACGCGAAUGGAGAGGAAUAUAUAGAGUAUUUUGAGCGACAAACGAAAACACGUACAGGAGACAACCCAAGAGAUGUUAGAAAAGUAACGCCAAAAAUGUAUGCUAUCCCCACAAAUCCGCCGGAAAAAGAUCCUGUCUUUGUUUACAAGUUCUACGCAGAAAAACGUCCGAAUGAAAUGAAUACAGACGAAGUCUUGGUUUAA
Messenger RNA from Paramuricea clavata, 749 nucleotides. The record is from the annotation of a GenBank genome assembly. Lineage: Eukaryota; Metazoa; Cnidaria; Anthozoa; Malacalcyonacea; Plexauridae.